Molecule: messenger RNA, 1347 nt
Organism: Microthlaspi erraticum
Lineage: Eukaryota; Viridiplantae; Streptophyta; Magnoliopsida; Brassicales; Brassicaceae
Source: the annotation of a GenBank genome assembly
AUGGAACAGCAAUUAACAUUGUUACUGCCUAAUAGCCCAAAAGGCGCCAACAAUCUCGAAAUCAUAGAAUACUCUUCUCUUCCCUCUUCCUCCUCCUCCUCCUCCUCCUCCUCUUCCUCCUCCUCCACCUCCUCUCAUAGCCAUCGACCCUUCGUCAAAUUCUUCGUUUACUUCGUUCUCAUCUUUUUCGCUUACUAUUUCAUCAUCUCCAGUUUCACCAUUUCUCCAACUUCCCCAAAUUCGCCAGACUCUGCUUCCGGAAACGUUUCAUCAGCAAAGUGUGAUCUUUUCACUGGAGAUUGGAUUCCAGAUCCAUCAGGUCCUCUCUACACAAACCUCUCAUGUCACCACAUCCAAGAUUUCCAGAACUGUCUCAUGAAUGGACGGCCAGAUGUGAACUAUCUCUUCUGGAGAUGGAAGCCUCGCGACUGUGAUCUUCCUAGGUUCACUCCAUCGCAGUUUCUCCACACAGUGAGGAACAAAUGGUUAGCUCUCAUCGGCGAUUCCAUCGCUCGUAACCACGUCCAGUCUCUCAUCUGCAUCCUCUCUCAGGUAGAAGAAGUGGUUGAGAUCUAUCACGAUAAAGAGUUUAGAUCCAAGAUUUGGAGAUUCCCUUCUCACAACUUCACACUCUCUGUCGUUUGGUCUCCGUUUCUUCUCAGAUCAGAAACGCUUGGAAGCUCCGAUAUCCAGCUUUACCUAGACCAGCUCGACCGCAAAUGGACCGACCAAUAUGCGAAAUUCGAUUAUGUUGUCAUCUCUGGAGGCAAAUGGUUCCUCAAAACCACCAUCUUCCAUGAGAACAACACAGUCACAGGCUGCCAUUACUGCCAAGGCCAGAACAACCUCACCGAUCUCGGCUACGAUUACUCCUACCGCAAAACCCUAACCCUUCUCCGUGACUUCGUCCUUAGCUCGCCGCACAAACCGAUGGUUCUGUUCCGGACCACGACACCUGACCAUUUCGAAAACGGAGAGUGGAACACCGGUGGGUACUGCAACAGAACGAUGCCGUUUAAACAAGACGAGGCCAAGUUGAAAACCGUUGAUGAUGUGAUGCGUGAGGUUGAGCUUGACGUGUUUGAGAAGUUAGGUGAAGGAGGUUUCGGUUUAGGUUCGAAUUUGAGACUGUUAGACACGACGGCGAUGUCUCUUCUCCGACCAGACGGCCAUCCGGGACCGUACCGGCAUCCGAAUCCUUUUGAUGGAGUGAAGGAUAAGAGCUCUGUUCAGAAUGAUUGUCUGCAUUGGUGCUUACCCGGUCCAAUCGAUUCGUGGAAUGAUAUUGUGGUGGAAACCAUUCUUAACCGGGAACGGUAUGAAAGCAAACCAAAUGUCGAAAAGUAG